CACAACACACCGUUUCCAUUUCCAGAAACGGCGACGAUGGAGACAUGGCUGAGCUAGCUUUACAACGAUCGGAAGAUUCCACAACGAUGAUGGUGAUGUGACCGGUAUGAGCUCGGGAAGACGAGUUUUUCAAACGAUUCAGAGCUUUAAAGCUUCAGAUCUGUUUCUCUUGGAUCGGUUAGAGAGAUUUUUAGGUUUCUUUUUUUGUGUUUUUUCCACACCAUUGAGCGGUACUCGUUACACCGGAACUCUCUGAUCGGAAAAUACGCCGGAGAUUUUGGCCGAUUUGUUAGAUUAGUGAGUGAGUCGUUGCUUAAGUGUGUCACUGCUUAGCUACUAAGCGCUGUCGAGGUUUUAGGAGUUUGAAGAAGGAGGAAAAUGCCGAGGCCUGGACCUAGACCUUACGAGUGUGUGAAACGAGCUUGGCAUAGUGAUCGUCAUCAACCUAUUCGUGGUUCCAUUAUUCGCCAGAUUUUCAGGCUGGCCAUGGAAGCACACAGUGCAGCCACGAGGAAGAACAAGGAAUGGCAGGAGAAGCUUCCUGUGGUUGUGUUAAAAGCUGAGGAAAUCAUGUACUCUAAAGCCAAUUCCGAGGAAGAGUAUACAGAUGCUGAUACUAUGUGGAACAGAGUAAAUGAUGCGAUUGAUACUAUUAUUAGAAGAGAUGAGAGCACUGAAACUGGUCCUCUUUUGCCUCCUUGUGUUGAAGCUGCUCUUAACCUGGGAUGCAUUGCUGUAAGAGCUUCAAGAAGCCAACGACAUAGUAACAUAAGGACCUACCUCGGUCCAAAACUCCAGGAACCGGUUUCUGCAUCGCCGAAUGAGCCGCCGUACCAUCAUGACUAUCAUCAUCAAGCUCAAAAACCAUCCACUAAACCAAUCCAUACCUCUCAAGCUGCGACCCCAGUAGAUGUACUUGAUGAUAACAACAAGCGUGUAGCUGCACCUCGCGGUUACCCAUUUCUACACGAAUCCAUGCAUAUGCAUCAAAAGCCAUUGGCGAUAAGACAAGGAACUACCACUGCUCCAGCUCCUUCUACAGCUCCAGCUUCUAUUACAGGUCCAGCUCCUACACCAGCUCCAGUAAAGUUGGGUUCGGUCUAUCCUUUGUAUUACGGUGGUAAUCAUCAGACUCAGCAAGUGGACAUGUCUAUUAGAGCCCCUGAAGCGCCCAUAAUCAUUGGCAUGCCUAUUGGCAUAAAACCCCAAGAAGAAACAACAGAGAGGGUUUGUGAUUUAUCCUUGAGGCUUGGUAUAUCUUCAGUACCGUCUACAAGAAGAAUAGAUGUCGGAUCUAGUCGGGCUUACCCGAGAAGUAACCAAGAAGAGUUAUGUUUAUUCUCUUCUGAGGUAAAGAAGAAUGAUAGGUUUGAUUGGUUUUCAAAUUGUGAAGGUCAGAAUCCAGGAGACUCGAGAGUUAAAAAGCACAAAACAUUGUGUGGAGACUUCCACUAGGAUUUGCUUUAGUUUUUACUCAAACCUUGUAAAAGCCUCAGGGUUUAUUGGUUAAUAUUUUAUUGACUCUACUAGUUUAGUUUUAGCUUCACUUCAAAAUGAUAA
Messenger RNA from Capsella rubella, 1560 nucleotides. RefSeq lists its product as uncharacterized. The record is from RefSeq and is a predicted model, not a curated record. The coding region runs from base 379 to 1455 and encodes 358 amino acids. Lineage: Eukaryota; Viridiplantae; Streptophyta; Magnoliopsida; Brassicales; Brassicaceae. Gene Ontology annotation, molecular function: transcription coregulator activity. The transcript is spliced from 4 exons. Gene Ontology annotation, biological process: regulation of DNA-templated transcription.